Molecule: messenger RNA, 7575 nt
Organism: Ylistrum balloti
Lineage: Eukaryota; Metazoa; Mollusca; Bivalvia; Pectinida; Pectinidae
Product: cryptochrome-1-like
Exons: 12
Coding region: 78-1736 (552 amino acids)
Biological process (GO): entrainment of circadian clock by photoperiod; circadian regulation of gene expression
Cellular component (GO): nucleus; cytoplasm
Molecular function (GO): DNA binding; FAD binding
Source: RefSeq, a predicted model, not a curated record
AAUGUUUUUCUGACGGCUGUCAGCUAGCUGUUUCCAUUGCAGGCGCUUAAUACACAAGAUACAGCAGAUUAAAUAGAAUGGAUAAACCCUCACAAAAACCAAGCACUGUUACUAUCCAUUGGUUCCGAAAUGGACUACGAAUACAUGACAACCCAGCUUUGUGUGAUGCAUUAGAAAACUGUGAUGAGUUUUAUCCAAUAUUUAUUUUUGAUGGAGAAGUUGCAGGAACAAAAUUUGCUGGAUUCAAUCGAAUGCGAUUUUUGCAUGAAAGCCUUGAAGAUCUGGACAAUACUUUUAAAAAGAAUGGUGGCCGUUUGUAUACAUUUCAAGGGAAAGCAAGAGAUGUGUUGGAAGGCUUGUUUUCUGAGUGGAAUGUGACACGUUUGACAUAUGAGGCAGAGGUAGAGCCAAUCUGGGAGGCACGUGAUGAGGAAGUGGAGAAACUGUGUCAGGAAAAGGGUAUAGAACUGAUCUCUAGGGUAUCUCAUACCUUAUGGAACCCCUCUGAUGUAAUAGAGAAGAAUGGCGGUACCCCUCCUGUUACUUUCACUCAUUUUCAACUGACCACCUCCUUGCUUGGGCCCCCUGAACGCCAUGUACCUGCCCCUGAACUAAGUAAUGUCAAUAUGCCGGUGAAUGACAACUUUGACGAGAAGUUUGCCCUACCCAGUGUCAAGGAAUUAGGUUAUGAACCAGAAUGCAAGGAGCAGACUGAACGCAUUAAUGAGUGGUUAGGGGGAGAGACAAAAGCCCUACAGCUCCUGGAGAAGCGACUCACAAACGAGAGAAAGCACAUUGCUGACAAAGUCAUGCUGCCCAAUCAGUUUUUACCGGACCUAGUUGGUCCUCCAGCUAGUUUGAGUCCCCAUCUGCGGUUUGGCUGUGUGUCUGUAAGGAGAUUCUACUGGGGCAUUCAUGACCUGUACAAAGAGAUUCAUGGUGACAAAGAAGUACCAAUAUCACUGACAGGUCAGUUAGUUUGGCGAGAGUAUUUCUACACCAUGUCUGUAAAAAAUAUGUUCUUUGACAAGAUGAAGGAGAACCCAAUCUGUCUGGACAUUGCCUGGGAUGAAGACUCAGAAAAGCUGGAAAAAUGGGUCAUGGGACAGACAGGAUAUCCCUGGAUAGAUGCAGGUAUGAAUCAGUUGCGAGCCGAGGGAUGGUGUCACCAUGUGGUCCGUCAUGCUGUUUCCUGCUUUCUGACUCGUGGUGAUCUCUGGAUCAACUGGGAACUGGGCUGCCAGGUGUUUUUUAAGUACCAGCUUGAUGCUGAUUGGUCAGUUUGUGCCGGUAAUUGGAUGUGGAUGUCAAGCUCAGCAUUUGAGAAAGUGUUUCAAUGUGCAACAUGUUUCUGCCCUGUAGGAUAUGGACGACGUAUGGAUCCUAAGGGACAAUUUGUGAGGCGGUAUGUGCCGGUUUUGAAGGAUAUGCCAAUGCAGUAUUUGUUUGAACCCUGGAAAGCCCCAUACCACAUACAAGAAAAGGCAAACUGUAUAAUUGGUAAAGACUAUCCCCGACCCAUGGUAGACCACAAAGAGGCCUCUGAGUACUGUCGUAACAAGAUGAUGGAUGUUCACAGACGACUCGCUCAAUCGAGUCCUGUUCCCCACUGUGCUCCAUCAAAUUCCAAGGAAGCCAAUCUAUUUAGCUGGUUACCAGAAACAGAGGUGACAUUAUUGUGCAACCAUACACAACAGAUGUGGCCGGAGAAGAAAUCCAUUGCCUUGAUGUCUUAGAUAUUCAAGAGCAAACCAUCAAUGUUGUGUUUUGUCUCUUGAUUUUUAUUGUGUUUUAUGUGAUUACUACAUGCAUUAAACAAUCCAAUUUUGUGCUUUGGCUGAAGAACAGACUUUCCAGUGCAAUGCGGUAGCAUAUAUAUUUUUAUUGAAUGAGCGGAAACUACAUCAAGCUGAUGAAAAAGACUUCGCAUAAUUAUCAUUCUAUUACCGUGAUUUAUUAUUGUUUUAUAAAUAUCUGUACUUUGGUACAUCUUUAUUUGUAUGUAGUGUUUAAAACACAGGAGUUAAAAUGUAGGGUUUUGUAACAUCUUAAUUGGUAACAGACCUUACAGAUUAUCUGCAGUAUAUUAAGAUAAAUAUUUGAUGAAGGCAUAAGUACACAAUAUUAUGUAUAACAUCAAAUGCUUUCAUUCAACUGAAGAUUUCCUCGGCAACUUUUGCCCUCACUGUGAUAUAAUUUCAGUAUGUUUCUGAUUAACUUAGAGUUUAGAACACAGUUUAUGUCGACAAUGCACUCAAAAUAUUAACAGUCUUUUUCUUUUAUUUUUGGGUAAGGAUGACCAUGAUGUGUUGUUAUUUUUUGGGUCAAUCAGAAUCCAAUAUGGCCACCAUUUCUGCCAUUUUGAAAAAAACAUGAAUUUAAAGAAAAAAAAUUUUAGGGCCAUUGAGCUGAAAAUUGAUGGGAGUUUUAAGGACAGGAUGCCAACAAUAUGUUGUUAUUCUUUUGUCUGUUCAAAUGUUUGACAUGGCAGCUAGCCACAACGACCUUUUUAGCAAACAUUAUCAGAUGGUGGCUAUAUAAAUUGCUCUACAUCCGUCUACCAUCCAUCCAUAAACAUUAUUUGUUGUCACUUUUUCUUGAGAAAUGCUGUAUGGGUCUUUCUUGAAUUUCAUAUAUAGGUUUCCAAAGGUCAGUAGUUGUGCCUGUUUGAUUUUGGGGUUGUUCAGAGAAACAAAAUGGCCAACAGGCAGCCAUAUUUGAUUAUUUCAAUGAAGAUUAUUAUCGCUUUUUGUUGAGAAGUCCUGGAUGGAUCAUUUUCAAAUUUCAUAUAUAGGUUGCCUUUGGUCCCUAGUUGUAUUGGUUUUGGUCUGAUCAGAUCUAUAAAGUGGCCUUCAGGCUGCCAUCUUAGAUUUUGACUAUUAAAGUUUGUUAUGAAUAUUUCUUGAGAAGUACUUUAUGGAUAUCUCACAAAUUUUCUUUGUAGGUUCCUCUUGGUCCCUCUUUGUUCUGGUUUGAUUUUUUGGUCUGAUAACAAAAACUAAAUGGCCGACAGACGGCCAUCUUGGAUUAUUUCAAUGAAGUUUGUUAUCGCUAUGUGUUUAGAAGUGCUCAGUGGAUAUCUCACAAAUUUUCUUUGUAGGUUCCCUUUGGUUCCUAGUUGUUCCUGUUUGAUUUUUGGUCUGAUUUGAAAAACAAUAUGGCCAACAGGUGGCCAUCUUAAAUUUCGUCUGUUAGAGUUUGUUAUCACUAUUUCUUGAGAAGUACUCAAUGGAUUUCUCUCAAAUUUCCUGUGUAGGUUUCCCUUUGUCCCUAGUGGCUGACAGGUGGCCAUCUUGGAUUUUCACAGUGAAAGUUUGUUGUUGCUGUUUUUUGAGAACUACAGCAUAGAUCCCUCAAAUUUCAUAUGUAUGUUCCCCUUGAUCCAUAUUUGUGCCUGUUUGAUUUGGAAAAACAAAAUGACCAACAUGCAGCCAUCUUGUACUUCGUCUCAUAAAGUUAGUUAUCGCUACUUCUGUUGCAUAGAUUUUUCUCAAAUUUGAUCCCUAGUUGUGCCUGUUUGAUUUUGGGACUAAUCAGAGGAGACAAGAUGGCUUUCAGCUGACCAUCUUGAAUGUUAAUAAAGUUUGUUAACGCUAUUUUCGCAAAAGAUAAAUGUUCAAAUUUUUCAUCAUUAAAAGCAAAAACAGAAGAGAAGAGAAAAGUAGGAGAAAGAUUCUAUCCUAUAGAACAAAUAAAGAUAAAAGCAUGGUGGGUGCCAAGAUUUCUCUGGGAUCUGUUGGGUUUUUUUACAUGAUAGUGCUGUUACUUCUCAUAUGGAUCUGAAAUCAAAGACCGCCAGAAUUACUAUCUUCAAUUCUCUAGUUCUACUGCUGGUGCCAUUGAGAUAAAAUUCCCAAGGGAUUUUCAAAAGCUCAAAUAAGAAGGAUUGAUCUGAAUGUUUCAAUAAUUUGAUUGAAAUUUGCUAAGAGCGAAUUCGACAUGCACUGUUUAAAUAGGGUUUUUCAUAAUUGUUUCGAUGACUGCAUUUAUUAGGUGUAUAUAUUCAAAUGACCAUUAAGGCCCAUGGCCCUUUUUGGAUUUAUUUUUCUGAGUUAUAAUCUGUCAUUGUUUAGAUAUUAAAGACAGGAAGGAUGAGAUAAAACGUUAUGCAAAAUGUUUGUUAUGACUAGAUGUUUCUGUGUGAUAGUAGAUAAUGAUGGAAUACAAUGUUGUUUAUAUAACAUGAAAUGAACAGAUAUAAAGAAGUUAGGUACAUGUAUUUGAAAGUUGGAAUAAGGUCGUAUUUUUACAUCUUAAUGUAUACAUAAUAUAUGAAAACUUUAAAUUAAUAUGAAAAAGUGGGUAUUUAUUCUUUUCCAUGGAGAGAAGGGAUGAGGAGGGUUAUUCUUUGGGAUCUUUUGAAUUCAUUGUUUUAAAACCACAACUAAUGUUUUCAUUUUUUAGGUUCUGUGUCGAUAUUUUUCAACUGUAAGGCAUCCAGAAUGAGGACAUUUUAAGUUUGAUCUACAUUUCUGAAUAUAUAUUCAAAAUUAAAGGUCAUUAAAUGAUGUGGAUGUAUGACUUGUGAUUACUUUAAAAGUAAUGUCUUUUAUUACUUAAUUGGACGGUUUAAUGCAGUGAAUUUGUCCAUAUGUUAUUUAUGUGUAUAUGUAACUUGAGUAUUAUACCAUGGAGCCUUUUUCAUUUGUUGCACCACAGAAAAAUAGAUUGUGAUGUCAUAAUAUGGACAAUGAUGAUGGUAAGUAGUGAAUAUGAAUGGUGCAACAAAUGACUGCCUUCAUUCGAUAUUGUCCUUAACAUUUUUUCUUAAACACUUGUGGAAAUGUAAAUUUUCUGGGUUAUGUGAUGACAAGUCUCUUAAAUUUGUUUUCAUUUCAUGAGAUUUUAUAAAACUUGCCUCAAAGGUUUCCUUUUUUUUGUUAGCAAAGCCUCGCAAAAAUUCAAACACCUAAGACCUAUUUCAUUAAAUCUCAUAUGAAGUGAAAACUUACUUACAAUUCUGUGUGUCUCUGUGUCACUUCAAUCUUUUGGUGAGUUUUCAUUGCAUGUUGAUUUGCUCCCUUAUUCUGUGUAGUGCUUAGUAUGUGCCUUGGUUGUUGUUAAUAGAGCAAAAGAUGAAGGAAAUUCUACAGUUAAGAAGCUAUUGGUGAACUCUAUGACAAAAUGAAAGUGAAAGUCAGAAAAACGAGACAGCAUUAUUGAAAACACAGGGUGAAAUUUAAGACUUGAUGAACAGAAUCAGAAGUAUCAGUACAAACUAAGCUGUAACUUGAUAUGAAUGAAUGUAUGUAGUUUAAAAGGGACUGAGGAACGCAAAGAAGAUUUAUAGAAUAGAGAGUUAGGGGCAUGAAAUACAACAUUGUGCUUACUAUAUAAGCAUGAAAAUAUAACGGAUGAAAUACAUAACUUUUUCCAAAGUCAACUAGGAGUAACAUUUCAGUUAGAAAUUGUGAACAUACCGAGUUUCUAGGUGAAAAUUCUUGGCAAAUGCUGACCAGUUGUGGUCCAUUCCCUGAACUACAAUGACAAGCAGGAGGUUGAAGAUCAAGGAUACAUGCCCAAAAGCUUUAGAGUUUAGUUGCAGGCUUUGAAAUCAGUGGAAUGGACAGAUGAAAUAUGCUUGAGCUAAGCCUUGACUUAUCAUAAUAUAAAGGCCAUGUGGAGGGACUAACUGUAAUGUGAUAGGAUAUAUAUAUAUUGGGAAAUUAGGUAGUGAAGACUUGCUAAAUAUUAUAAAUAAACGUGACAUUUUGAUUUUGGGUUGAAAUAGAUGAGGAAGCAGAAUAAGAAGAUUGCGAGGUAGAGGCAGAGGAAUUGUAAUUUUUAGUAGACAAGCGAUUUGUGAUUUGAUAAUAUUAAUGAGAAAUAUGUUUUGUUUAAGAUAUAUAGUGACUUAAAAAUGAAGAUUGCUGUGGGAUGUAUUUAUUUGCUUGUUACUCUGUAUUUCCCACUUCUUAAUAGUACUGUUUAUUGAAUAUAUGAAGAAGACAUUUUGCCAGUGAUAUGAUUACAAAGUGUUAGGAAAGGAGAUUUUAUUGUGAGAUUUUAAUGAGAAUUGCGAGUGACUAUAUUACUAUUCAUGAUGUAAAUCAAGAGAUUGUGAAUAUCAUAUCUGAUAUCGUAAACUAUGUAAAUGACUCUCUCCCAUCAACACGUUCAAAUAUGGACUCCUAUGGUAAUCAGAUUUGAAUACAACUCCUUUCUCCUUUACAAUUAUUCAAUUAUAAAUGAGUGCUAUAAAGAUGACUUGAGUGGUAGUAUAUCAGUAGAGUGAGGAUCUAGUUGAAUUGAUUAUCUAUUGACAUAUAAUAACCUAUUUCAGAAUAUGGUAUAUUUUUCAGAAUGGAAUCCUUUUACAUUUUUUUUUCUCACCAUUCUCCAAUAUGUAUUACUAUAUCUGUUCAAGGUAAUGAUUUUAUAUUGAAGAAAUAAACUAGUGUAAAGAGGAAUGAAGGUCAUGCUGAGAGGGUUCAAAGGUCAAUAGUGUAAAUUCAUUUUUUGGUUAUUCUAGGAUAGACUUCAAUAAAAACGGUGUAGAUGAGAGUGAGGCGAAGUUUAUGAUAUAAUGAAUGAAUUACUAAAGUCUUUUGGUAUCAUGCUUAUCAAUUCGAGGACUGAUCAAAUGUUUGUAUGGAGGAUAAGCUAUGGUUUAUUGAAAAUUGCAAAAACAGAUAGGUUGGACAUUUUAAUGCAUUAUUUUAUUUCAAUACAGUAAAUAUAAGUCUCAUUUCUUUUCUUUGUUCGUAAAAGGUGAUAUAAAAACUGUAAUUAAAGCAUGAUUAUCAAUCACAACAUGAUGAUAUAAACAGGGUUUACACAGUUUUCAAAAUCAUCUUACAAAGUGAAAGUAGGAAAUAUAAUAUUGAAAGGAAUAAUAGAAUUUGUACAUUGUGUAACAGUGAUGCCAUUGAAUUUCAUUUAAUACCUAAAUGUGAAUGAUAUCUAGAUUCAAGGAAAAGUUUCAUUUAGAAAUAUUAUUAUAAUAGACCUAGCAUGUUAAGAUUUAUCCAACGUAUGAAAUCUUUUAACAAGAGAGAAUUUAUCAAUGCCACAUGUGUGAGUUAUAAGAAAAGAGGAGAAAGUUGAAAGUAUGCAUUUCAUUGUUUGUUUAAACAAUUACUCAGCGUAACUUUUUUAAGUACAAUGUAAAUUGUUGUAAUGUAUCUUAUACUGAUGAGCCACAAGGCUUAUGGUAAUAAAAUGAUUUAAAAGUGUGUAAUUACCAUUAGAUUCCUGUCAAAUCGGACAUAUCAACAAGAUUUUCUAAUGCAAUAACUUGUAAGAUGUACAAUAUCCACAGAACCUUGAUUUUAUGUAUUACUGGUAUAAAGAGCAACACGUAAAUUGAGAAGAAAGAUGUUGAGAAAUGUUCAAAGUAAAGUUAUGUAUUUGUGGUUAGUUUAACAGGUUAAUGAUGUGAUGGAUGUUUGGUAUUGUACCUGUACUUUGAUAAUUCAAAGUAUCAAGAUUAUUUUGUACUUCCAGGAAAAUGUUUAUUUUUCUGUACUUGUUGUAAAUAUCUAAGAUCAUGUAUUGUUAUUGUUGUCCAGUUUGAUGGAAUAUUAAAUUGAUUUUAAAAAAAGGUCUUGUUGUCAAUAUCAGCAAUGUUUAAAU